UUCCGGUGGGGUGAGGCUGAGACACGGAGGUCCUCGUCGGCCAGCUCCCUCACUCGCCGUCACUCAAGAACGAGCACAGGCCAGGAGAGAGAACGUUCAGCUGCUCUUCGUUAUUAGUGUUCAUAAGGUAGGGUUGCGAGGGGCAAGGGCGAGCGACAGGAAGUUGAGACUGAAAGGAUCAGCUAACGACUCGGUAACUAAGAAAAAAACAAGAGAGAACAAGGAAAGGGAAGUGCGAUCGACGAUGGCGGCGGCGCGGUCGGAGGCGUCGGGCAAGCUGCCGGCGCUGACGCGGCAGCUGCGCUACACGGGCCUGUUCACCUCGCAGAUGGCGCCCACGUCGCGCGCCUACUGCAUCCUGCUGAGCUUCUUCGUGGGCGUGCUCAUGCUCACCGCCGGCUCCGUGUUCUACCACGUGAUCCUGAUCCGCCCCAUGAGCGGCAGCCACCCCAUGCACAUCCUCGGCUCCUUCUUCGUCGCCUGGAGGUACGGUUUUGACGACGGCGACGACAGCCUCGAGGACGAUCUCUACUCCUUGGCCAAAGAUGACGUCCUUGAACAGACCCACGAGCAGACACCAGAAAAAUCAGCAUCAACAGUGUCAGCAACACCAUAAGAAUCCGCAUCAGCAGUGUCAGUGUCGCACCAUCAUAGCCAGCAUCAGCAGCAAUACUGUGAACAGCAUCCUCGUCAGAAAGAUGAUCAGCAACAGUCUUCUCAGCAACAGCAGCAGAAGAAGACUGAGCAACAGAAGACUGAGCAACAGAAGACUGAGCAACAGAGGACU
Messenger RNA from Penaeus monodon (black tiger shrimp), 787 nucleotides. Its product is annotated as SUN domain-containing protein 2-like. The record is from RefSeq and is a predicted model, not a curated record. Lineage: Eukaryota; Metazoa; Arthropoda; Malacostraca; Decapoda; Penaeidae.